Colletotrichum graminicola M1.001 is the source of this 3261-nucleotide messenger RNA. RefSeq names its product RNA helicase. Bases 1 to 3261 code for a protein of 1086 amino acids. Gene Ontology annotation, biological process: nuclear-transcribed mRNA catabolic process, nonsense-mediated decay. Gene Ontology annotation, cellular component: cytoplasm. Lineage: Eukaryota; Fungi; Ascomycota; Sordariomycetes; Glomerellales; Glomerellaceae. Gene Ontology annotation, molecular function: zinc ion binding; hydrolase activity; RNA helicase activity. The record is from RefSeq and is a predicted model, not a curated record. The transcript is spliced from 2 exons.
AUGGAGGGUGCCUUCAACCACCUCGGGAACCAUCUUCUAAGCGAUUCGGCAGCCGCGAUCAAGGCUGGCGCCGACGACUUAACCGGUAUCGAGCCUGACGAGAGCUUUCUCUACGGAAAAUUUGGCGGCCGUGGUGCCCGUCGUCGUGCCGAUGACGACGACAACCAGACAGAGCUCUACGACGAUGACGACAACGACAGCUUGACGAGCAUGCCCGUUGGGGCUACGAAAGAUUUGAAUCUCGGAAGACCUCAGGAUGAAGACAGGGAGCUUCCUCCUCAUGCUUGCGCGUACUGCGGAAUCCAUUCGCCGAGCUCCGUAGUCAAGUGCCUUGGCUGUAACAAGUGGUUCUGUAGUGCCCGUAGUAAUGCGAGCUCUUCCCACAUCGUCAACCACUUGGUGAGAGCCCGGCACAAAGAGGUUCAGCUUCACCCCGAGUCCACCCUUGGCGAUACCGUGCUGGAAUGUUACAACUGCGGAACUAAGAACGUCUUUCUUCUGGGCUUCAUCCCCGCCAAGUCGGAUACUGUUGUAGUGCUCUUGUGUCGCCAGCCAUGUGCUGCAAACACCUCGUCCAAGGACAUGAGUUGGGACACUUCUCGGUGGCAGCCUCUGAUCGAGGAACGAGCUUUCCUCACCUGGCUUGUUGCCACCCCAUCCGAUGCCGAGCAACUGCGUGCUAGACACCUGACUCCCCCCAUGAUUGCCAAAUUGGAGGAGAUGUGGAAGGAGAAUGCGACCGCGACGGUUGCGGACCUCGAGAAGGCUGCCAGCAUCGACGACGACCCCCACCCCGUCCUGCUCAAGUACGACGACCCGUAUCACUACCAGAACAUCUUCGGCCCCUUGGUCAAAAUGGAGUCCGACUACGACAAGAAGCUCAAGGAGGCGCAGUCUGAGGAUGGUCUUACCGUUCGCUGGGACUACGGUCUCAACAACAAGCACCUGGUCAGCUUUGAACUGCACAAGAUAGAGUCUGGCGACGUCAAGCUGGCUGUUGGCGACGAGAUGCGGCUUCGGUACAAGGGCGAGCUCCGUCCCACCUGGGAGGGAGUUGGCUAUGUAAUCAAGAUCCCCAACAACCAGUCCGACGAGGUCACUCUCGAGCUGCGUAAGGCCGGCAACGAGAAGACUGUUCCGACCGAGUGCACCCACAACUUCUCGGCAGAUUAUGUUUGGAAGGCUACAUCGUACGACCGCAUGCAGUACGCGAUGAAGACCUUUGCUGUGGACGAUAUGAGUGUCUCGGGAUACAUAUUCCACAAGCUACUGGGCCACGACGUCGCGGUUGCACCGAUGAAGACAACUAUGCCUAAGAAGUACAGUGUCCCUGGCCUCCCCGACCUCAACACGAGCCAGAUCGCCGCCAUUAAGGCUGUGCUGUCGACCCCGCUUAGCUUGAUUCAGGGCCCUCCAGGUACCGGAAAGACUGUUACUUCGGCAACCAUUAUUUACCACCUCUGCAAAAUGAACAACGGCCAGGUUCUAGUUUGCGCCCCGUCCAAUGUUGCCGUCGACCAACUUUGCGAGCGCAUUCACCGCACCGGCCUCAAGGUCGUUCGUCUUACGGCCAAGUCUCGUGAGGAUGUGGAAUCGUCUGUGAGCUUCCUUGCACUUCAUGAGCAGGUCCGUAUGAACGACAGCAACGGAGAGCUUGUCAAGCUUGCACAGCUCAAGAGCGAGCUCGGCGAACUGUCCAGCCAGGACGAGAAGAAGUUCAAGCAGCUCACCAAGGCGGCCGAGAGGGAUAUCCUUCACAACGCUGACGUUGUCUGCUGUACCUGUGUCGGUGCCGGCGAUCCUCGCCUGUCAAAGAUGAAGUUCCGCAACGUCCUCAUUGACGAGUCAACUCAAUCCGCCGAGCCCGAGUGCAUGAUUCCCCUGGUCCUGGGAUGCAAGCAAGUCGUCCUGGUUGGUGAUCACAAGCAGUUGGGACCGGUUAUCAUGAACAAGAAGGCAGCGAAAGCAGGUCUCAACCAGUCGCUGUUUGAGCGCCUUGUCAACCUGCGACUGGUUCCCAUCCGCUUAAACAUCCAAUACCGCAUGCAUCCCUGCCUGUCGGAGUUCCCUUCCAACAUGUUCUACGACGGAUCUCUCCAGAACGGUGUAACAGUCAGGGAACGCGUUCGCCGCGACGUGGACUUCCCUUGGCCCGUCGUCGAUAUGCCGAUGAUGUUCUGGUCUAACUUGGGCAACGAAGAGAUCUCGGCUUCCGGAACGUCUUACCUCAACCGCACAGAGGCGUCCAAUGUGGAGAAGGUUGUCACUCGCUUCUUCAAGGCCGGAGUCAAGCCCCUGGACAUUGGUGUCAUUACUCCGUACGAGGGCCAGCGAAGCUACAUUGUUAGCACCAUGCAGAACACGGGCACGUUCAAGAAGGAGAGCUACAAGGAAGUCGAGGUCGCCUCUGUUGACGCUUUCCAGGGUCGCGAGAAGGACUUCAUCGUUCUAUCCUGCGUUCGUUCCAACGACAACCAAGGCAUUGGUUUCCUUUCGGAUCCGCGCCGUCUCAACGUUGCCUUGACUCGUGCCAAGUACGGACUGGUCAUCAUUGGUAACCCCAAGGUCCUCUCCAAGCAUGAGCUAUGGCAUCACUUGCUUGUUCAUUUCAAGGAUCGAAAGUGCUUGGUGGAGGGCCCUUUGACCAACCUCCAGACUUCGCUGUUGCAGUUCGGAAAGCCAAGAACCGCAUACCGCCAGAAGAUGAGCCAGCCCCCUCAGUUCAAUGCUGGCGCGCCCCCCAACGGCACCAACCGGUUCAACGGUGCUGGUUCGACGCGCGACUUCGACUCGGGCUCGUUGAUUUCUUACAUACCUGACGAUGUUUCGUCCAUCCACAGCUCUCUCGGUGGCGCCGGCCUGAACACCACCUACCCUCCCAUCUUCUCGAGCUUUGCCCCCGACCAGUGGCCGGGUCUGCCCGGUGUGCCCGGUACUGGCCGCUCCGGUAACAAGAGGGGAGGACGCGCAACUGAGAGCAUCGCAGGUGAGAGUGUCGCCAACUCGGAGUACACCGAUGCCAGCGCAAGCGUUAUCGGCGCCAAGGGUGUAGGACAAGGUGGUGUCAGCCUGGGCGCUGGUCUUCAGGAUGCCAUCCAUGGCAUGCGCCCCGCCUCGUACAGCCACAGCGAUCGUCUGAAGCACUAUGUUGAGAGCGGAGGUCGCGUGGGGGCCGGCAACGGCUUCGGGCGGCGCUACGAUGACGAUGAGAAGAGCGUCAGCACCGCCUUCCACAGCCAGAUUGGUGGCGGCUUUGACUGA